UUGACACCGCUCCACCUCUUCACUUGAGACACCACAACGGAGAGGAGGAAACUGCCGCCCCCUAUGGGAUUUGAGACAGUGAUUUCAUAGGAUGUACAACAACCUACCAUUUGUCAGAAGCGGAGAGGUUGCAAGCUGGUCGCACAUGUCCGUUAAUGUGUAGACAACCAACAUGGAUGAAGAGCUGUGUUUGCGUCACUGUUCAUAAGCAAGAGAAGAGGGAGCAGCCAUGUCUGAGAAGAAACCCCGUUGCUCAGACACUCGUCCCAAAUGCGACGUUCGGAGUUGGAGCGCCGACAGUUAUGUUUGGCGAGGAAAGAAGCGAUCAAGGAAUUCUAGUAAGAGUUCAAGUCCUGGAGGCUUGGAGGCGGAGGUCUCAGAGGAACUUGGGGUACGGUCCACAUCCUGCCCAAGGAGGCGCAGAGAGAGAAAGUGUAGCUGCAGCAGCAGUCUUGGGGAAGACAUUGAUGGCGUGUGCCGAAAGGCCUUGUCCAGGCGUUCUCUGCGGCAAAAGUUCCAGGAUGCUGUGGGACAAUGUUUGCCCUUGCGCUCGCAUAAUCCCCACCAUCAUCAUCAUCAUCUUCAUCACCAUUAUCUACAGGGAGCCUCACGUUCCUUUUCUGUGUUAUUCUGGUCCAAACGCAAAAUUCACGUCUCAGAGCUCAUGCAAGACAAGUGCCCUUUCACUGCUAAAUCUGAACUUGCCCGCAGUUGGCACUUUUUUAAAAACAAUGCCACUCAAGCAAGUGCUCUCCUGGACCUUGAGGCUAACGUCAAGGCUAACAACCUAUCUUCAUGCAACUCACCACCACAGACACCUCUCUCCUGGGAGGAGAUCUGCUGUUCCCCUGGGCCUGGAAGUAUCACUCAGGAGGACUGGGACACUAUUUGUCCACACGAACAAACAGAGGAUAGCAGUAGCUACAUCCUGGUCCCUGAUCUCCUGCAAAUAAACAAUAGCUCCUGCUACUGGGGGGUGCUUAACCGUUUUGAGGCUGAGGAACUCCUGGAGGGCCAGCCAGAAGGAACCUUCCUUCUCCGAGACUCUGCCCAGGAUGAGUUCCUUUUCUCAGUCAGCUUUCGACGUUACAGCCGUUCCUUGCACGCACGCAUUGAGCAGAACGGAAAGCGUUUCAGCUUUGAUGUGCGUGACCCAUGCAUGUACCGGGAUGCCAGUGUGACAGGGCUGCUGAGACAUUACAGUGACCCUGCCACUUGUCUCUUCUUUGAACCCCUCCUUUCCCAGCCGCUACCUAGAACAUUUCCUUUUCCCCUCCAACACCUGUGCAGGGCUGUGAUCUGCAGCUGCACCACCUACCAGGGUAUACAGAAGCUUCCACUGCCCCCACAGCUCAGGAACUACCUCUGCCAGUAUCACAUCAAGUGUCAAGGGGCCUGUGCUCUGUGAUUAUUCAUUCAUUCAUUUUCCGAACCGCUUUAUCCUCACAAGGGUCGC
Messenger RNA from Hippocampus comes (tiger tail seahorse), 1456 nucleotides. RefSeq names its product suppressor of cytokine signaling 4 (gene socs4). NCBI's taxonomy places the organism in Eukaryota, Metazoa, Chordata, Actinopteri, Syngnathiformes, Syngnathidae. The coding region runs from base 230 to 1408 and encodes 392 amino acids. The record is from RefSeq and is a predicted model, not a curated record. Gene Ontology annotation, molecular function: 1-phosphatidylinositol-3-kinase regulator activity. Gene Ontology annotation, cellular component: phosphatidylinositol 3-kinase complex. Gene Ontology annotation, biological process: intracellular signal transduction; phosphatidylinositol phosphate biosynthetic process. The transcript is spliced from 2 exons.